GGACAAAGAAUCUCUAAGGGGCCUGGAUGCAGGAAGCGAAGUUGGCAUAAUUGUAAUUAAGAGAUUUUGUAUUUUGAUGUUUACAUAACUCGGCAUGGUGCAUUAUUACGAUAGUUUAAUUAGGAAUUUCCGUGAACUCAGUGUAUAAUGCUCGACCAGAGACCAAGCACAUCUAAAAAUUCAGAGAUUUCUAAUGCUGAUAUUCCUUGUGUGGAUCAAAAUCCUGUUCCAGGAACUGUUGUUAAUCAUAAAACUGUAAAAAAAGCGGGGAAUUAUUUAUUAGGUCCAAGAAUUGGUAAUUCUCCUGUUCGUAGUAUUGUUCAGUGUUUAGCGAGGAAAAUUGGAACUGAUGACUUUUAUACUUUAAAGCUUUUAACAUUGCAAGAUCUGAAAGAUGAAACUCAGGAUGAUAGACAAGGCAAAAUGCUGUUGCAUACAGAGUAUUCCCUUUUGUCUCUACUCCAUGAACAAGAAGGUGUAGUUCAUCAUCAUGGAUUAUUUAAAGAUGAAUGUUGGGAAGAGCAAGAAAUUAAUGAUGAGUUGAGGUAUACAGGUCGAAAAAAAAAGCGUGUAUGUUUAGUUUUGGACUGUGUUUGUGCUCAUGACUUUAGUACCGAAACUGCAUUUUUGAUCAACUUGCAGCACUAUGUUAUCCGAGAGAAAAAAUUGUCAGAAAAAGAAGCAAUAUUAAUAUUUUAUGAUGUUGUCAAUGUUGUAAGUGCACUGCAUAAACAAAAUAUUGUCCAUCGUGACCUUAAACUUGGCAAUAUAGUUUUAGACAGACAAACCCGAAAAAUAACAAUUACGAAUUUCUGCCUUGGGAAGCAUUUGCUUAAUGAAAAUGACUUACUUAAAGAUCAGCGAGGUAGUCCUGCAUAUAUUAGUCCAGAUGUUCUUAGCGGUAAACCAUACCUUGGAAAGCCUAGUGACAUGUGGGCUUUAGGAGUUGUUCUUUUCACGAUGUUAUAUGGCCAGUUCCCAUUUUAUGAUUCUGUACCACAAGUAUUAUUUCGAAAAAUAAAAUCUGCAGAUUUUUCAAUACCCAUUGCUGAUGGUAGAGUAUCUGAAAAUGCAAAUUUGAUAAUUAAGAAACUACUUGUUUUGAAUCCAACUGAGCGAAUGACCGCUGAUCAAGUUCUUGAUUCUCUUAAUUGCAUUAUAGCUACUUGGUGGGGCAUGAUGUCUUAUGAGAAUGACUUUCAAAUUGUUCCUGAAUACAAAGAUCCAGAAUGCAAUGAAGAUACCAAGGAAACUGUCCUGGCCAUGCCUUCUAGUUCUGCUUCUUCUAUGAGCUCAGUUUCUGUAACCGAAGUUGAAGCAGUAGCUGUAUUAAUAGGCAUUGGAUCUUCGUUGUUUGGGCCUUCGAGAACUGUAGAAGAACCGCCUUCAAAAAAAGCUAAGUUUUCUAAUCAUGGAAAUGCAUUUCCAGUAUGCCAUAUAAAUGAAGAUGAACAGCCUCUGACACCAGCUGAUAUUGCAAGUUUUCGACACAUGCUUCCAGGCUCAUCUGGGCAUUAAAGAUUGAUUACAGAACAAAGUCUUUAAUUCGGACUCGUUGGGACUUCGCUGAUUCCGGAUUAUAGAUAAUCAAUUUAAAUCUGGUAAGAUGGCAUGCAGAAAUUAUAUAUUUAAAAAUAUGAAAUCGUAAUUUAUGAAA
Messenger RNA from Stegodyphus dumicola, 1657 nucleotides. Its product is annotated as serine/threonine-protein kinase 40-like. Gene Ontology annotation, biological process: protein phosphorylation. Gene Ontology annotation, molecular function: ATP binding; protein kinase activity. Lineage: Eukaryota; Metazoa; Arthropoda; Arachnida; Araneae; Eresidae. The record is from RefSeq and is a predicted model, not a curated record.